UCCGACGCCAACUUCGCGAAGUCGUAUACGUGCAUACAUAGCUGAGAGCUGUCGGGCUGUGGAAGUCGAGUGGUAGCGCUCGCGCGCCUGUCUGUGUGCGCGCCGCAUGAAUAAGUGUCGCGAGUGUGUCGGUUUUGCGCGUGCGACUGUGUUGGCGGGAGAGUAGUGCGGGGAUCGGUCGGCAGUGGCGCCAGUGGAGUCCCACGGCGCACUCCCAGCCAGACUUCGUGCGGCCGUAGCGCCAUCGAGUAUCGCUAUCGCUGUUGGUUGGUCUCUGGGUGUACGUCGCCGUGGCCCGCGGAGCGCCGAUCAGACGACAGUUUGCCCUCUGUGCCUGGACAGGGUGGGUGUGAUUCUGGUCGUUCUUGCGUCGUUACGCGUUAUCGUGCUCCGUAUCGCGUCAAAGGACGCGAGCUUUGUUUCCAACUCAGAGUUUCUUUCGACAGUCGCGUGUACUCGCUGUCACCGGAGACGUCGCGAGUCAAGUGGCCAACACACGACUCGCCUCUGUCCACGUUUUCCUCGUAGUACCAAUUCCCCCCUUGAUUCGGGACUAUUGUUUCUCAUCGCGGUAAUUGCUCAUACGUGCUCGAACACGACACAUGAGGAACGUUGACGGAGUGCUAAACGAGGAAGUAAGCAGCAGAACCGGCGACGACUCGAGGAAUGACCACCACAUGAUCGUUUACGUUUUUACAUCUCCUGCGUCGAGGCGCGAUAUGACGCGAUGAUCUUCGAGGUGUCGGUUGCACACGUCUUGACUGCGUUACGCAUGAAUUCUUUCCGUUCUCUGGCCUGCUAAUCGUUAGUGUGUUCGGUGUGAGAGCGAAGUGUUCGAAUUAAAGUAGCGGAGGGCAAAGAGAAGAAUAGUUGCUUUGUUUGUUCCGCUCGUCGCACGGGAAGUCAUGGGUGAUGUGUGCAGGCUAGUUAGUGACCAGCUCGCGGAGGAUACAGCCGCGGACAGAAGAAAAACCGACUCGACCGCACAGCUCUCCAAGGGUGUACCAGCCGCGAGAGGAAGCGGGGAGACCGUCGCUACGAUAAGGCAAACCGUCGUCAAACUCACGGUGGGAGACAUUCCGCGGGAGAUUCUUCUUUCGCCUGAUUCUCCUUUAGUUGGGAGACAGACGACGCGGGGCGUUCGGGGAUCACGGGCGGAGAAACGAGUCUGGUGAGUCAAGAGAUCCCUAACUUGGACGAAACCAUAGCUAAUAUUCAAAGAUAUUUCUCGAGACAGAUGAAUCAUCGCGACUCAUCGGCGCAGAACUCGGCAGCCGAUUCGCCGGCAGCUUCGACACGGUUUUCUUUAAGAAGCGUUGGACAGUACUUGCAGCUACCUUACACCCGGAAUUCAAAGCUACACGCGCCCGCAUCCUGCAGAAUAAACACAGAAAGUCGAACCGAGGCAACAGGGAUGAAAGGAUUUCUUCGACUGUGUCGAGAAAGGGAACAUCGAGACGGCCGUCGGGAACAUCAGAACAUCCCCAGGACGCCGCGGCGCAGCGCAGCGGCAUCGACUGCGGUGUUCCACCUGCUGAUCCUGGCUGGUUCGUUCGCUUUCGGCGCGGCCACGUUCUGUCCGAACGGUUGCAUCUGCGACGACGAUAACCUGGUGGUGUCCUGCAUAGGAGCGAAUCUGGACGUCAUACCGAUCGCCCUGAACCCGAGCAUCCAGCGCAUAGUGCUAAAGGAGAAUCGGAUAAAGGCGGUGGAGGCGGCGGCGUUUCAGUUCUACGGCAACCUAAAGAACGUCGAUCUCUCGAGCAAUCACCUCUUCACCAUUCCCAACGGGAGCUUCGAGGCGCAGAAGCAAUUAGUCGAGCUGCAUCUCAGGCACAACAAAAUCUCGGCGUUGACCGAGAAGACGUUUCAAGGUUUAAAGUCACUGACGGUGUUGAAUCUGCGCGACAACUACUUGGAAAGCCUGAAGAACGGGCUGUUUGCGUCGCUGUCGAAGUUGGAAGAGCUCGAUCUGGGGAAGAACCGUAUAUCGACAGUAGAGCCAGGUGCUUUCCAGAAAUUGGGUUCGCUCAGAGUCCUCCAUCUCGACGAUAAUCAGCUGAGGACUAUCCCAUCGCCUGCUCUAGCGCCUUUGAACGCCCUGGCGGAGCUGCAUAUAGGUUGGAACGCGUUCUCCACGCUACCGAACGACGCGUUCAAGGGUUUGGAACAGCUGACCGUGUUGGAUAUCACUGGGGCGGGUCUGGACGUCAUAGGGGAUGGUGCUUUCCGCGGUUUGAACGCGCUGAGAACGUUGGAACUGGAUGGGAACAAGCUGCGAGAAGUUCCGACGAAACAGCUGGCCGUACUGCCUCGACUCGAGGAACUCACCUUGGGCCAGAACUUUUUCACUACUCUGAGGUCUGGCGCUUUUCAAGGCCUCCCAAAGUUGAAGAAACUCGACAUAUCCGCGGCGAAGCUACUAACCACGGUGGAACAUGGAGCGUUUUCUGAUAACGCCAAUCUGGAGACUCUUGUGUUGAACAGCAACAAGAGACUGACUACAAUGGAGGACGGGUCCCUGGCCGGUUUACCGAACUUGAGGCAUUUAAUGCUUCGCGACAACGCUUUCACCGGAUUCUCGGAGUCCCUGGUGGCCUGGAACGAGCUACGUCGACUGGAUUUAAGCGAGAAUCCGAUGGUCUGCGACUGCAGCCUGAUCUGGUUAGCGGAGGUGCUUGUUCCAAGGAACUCUAGCCCCGUGAUAUGCGCGGAACCGCCAGAAUCGAAGGGAAAACCCAUAAAGGGCAUGACGCCAGACGAGCUAGGCUGCGCCUUCUCCGAUCCCAGGAAACAAGCUUUGUUAGCGACGCUCUGCGCCGCUGGUCUCGCCUUUCUCACCGCGCUGGCGUUGAUACUCUACUACAGGUGUCGCAGACGCGUCAGGGACGCCCUGAAAGACUACAAGUGGAAGAAUCGCGCGAUCUCCCGCAAGGAGCACGAGUACCAGAAGACCUUCUCGGACGACGAGUACAUCGUCAGGUCCGCGCAUCCCCAUCACCAUCACCACCACCAUCAGCCCCAGUCGCAGCCUAUACCGACCCACCACCACCACCAUCAUCUUCAGCAGCAGCAACAGCAGCAGCAACAACACUCCCAGAUAGCGACUGGCAUCAAACCGAUACCUGUGACGGAGCUGUAG
This is a messenger RNA of Hylaeus volcanicus, 3142 nucleotides long. RefSeq names its product leucine-rich repeat-containing protein 4C-like. The record is from RefSeq and is a predicted model, not a curated record. Gene Ontology annotation, cellular component: extracellular matrix. The transcript is spliced from 9 exons. Bases 1238 to 3142 code for a protein of 634 amino acids. Gene Ontology annotation, molecular function: protein binding. NCBI's taxonomy places the organism in Eukaryota, Metazoa, Arthropoda, Insecta, Hymenoptera, Colletidae.